UUUUAAUACUAUUUCGCCCGUUGAAUGCUCCUGUAAUCAAAAGUUAGAUGUUAAGGAAGUACCUUCUUAAAUUAGCUCAAAAUACAACGACUCUGCUAAUAUUGGGAUCGGGAAAAAAGACAUAGCAGAGACGAGGGACGAGGCAACGAGCUGCACCGGAUUAUUUAUCAAAACAUUGCUUUUUCUGCCAGCGAUGGGGACUGCUAUUGAUUCUGCAAACAAGGGAGAAAAUGGAAGCAGCACAACUACUAAAAAGGUUAAGGUUGUAUUUGUCCUAGGUGGCCCUGGAAGUGGUAAAGGCACACAGUGUGCAAAAAUUGUUGAACAUUUUGGAUACACCCAUCUAAGUGCUGGAGAUCUGCUUCGAGCAGAAAUCAAGUCUGGUUCAGAAAAUGGUACAAUGAUUCAGAACAUGAUCAAAGAAGGAAAAAUUGUGCCUUCUGAAGUAACUAUUGCUCUCCUCCAACGAGCUAUACAUGAAAAUGAGAACGACAAGUUUCUUAUUGAUGGAUUCCCUCGUAAUGAAGAAAAUCGAGAAGCUUUUGAGCGUGUUACUGGAACUCUGCCAGAAUUUGUCCUCUUCUUUGACUGUUCCGAAGAAGAGAUGGAGAGCCGCUUAUUAUGCCGGAAUCAGGGAAGAGAAGAUGACAAUAUAGAAACAAUAAGGAAGCGGUUUAAUGUCUACAUGGAGUCUAGUCUUCCUGUUAUCGAGUAUUACAAGUCAAAGGGGAAGGUUCAUAGGAUUGAUGCUGCCAAGCCAGUUGAUGAAGUUUUUGAAGCGGUUAAAGCUGUGUUUACUCCAUCUGGUGCAAAGGUUGCGGUUUAAGGAUUUGAUUUGUGUACCAAUUCAGUGUGGCAUUGCAUGAAGAAUUGGGAUUGGUUUUUGUUCUGUUAUGCUUAUAGAGAAAGUGAAAUAUAAGAUAAAGAUUUUGAUAUAUUUGAACCAUGUUGAAGUCUGACGAGGUUCGUACUUACCUCUUUGUUAUUUUGGUUUUUGUCAUUUCGGACAAUUCUAAGAAAUAAAAUGUUUUAUUAUCGCUAUAAACCUGUAAUGCAUUAUUUGUGUCAUCCACGCGCUAUAUUUGAUUUGAUUUGGACAUAUUUGAUCAUUAUCAUCAAUCAUUAUCUUUAAAUGGUUAAGGAAAAAUAAUUUGUUGGCGAGCUCUUUGUAUAAAUUUGGCCCCGGAUGAUUUCGAUAUAUCUUAC
Messenger RNA from Cuscuta epithymum, 1206 nucleotides. NCBI's taxonomy places the organism in Eukaryota, Viridiplantae, Streptophyta, Magnoliopsida, Solanales, Convolvulaceae. The record is from the annotation of a GenBank genome assembly.